Closterium sp. NIES-65 is the source of this 1047-nucleotide messenger RNA. The record is from the annotation of a GenBank genome assembly. NCBI's taxonomy places the organism in Eukaryota, Viridiplantae, Streptophyta, Zygnematophyceae, Desmidiales, Closteriaceae.
AUGCGCAAGGGAGUGCGUGACCAGGCGGAGGUGUUCUCUGCAAUUCAAGCUCACCUGAGGCACGUCGAGUUCAAGCUCCAAAACGGCGACGUCGAGGACGCGCUCUCCAACGUGGAGCAAAUCGACACGUUGAUCAACAAACGCUUCGAGGUGCUCUUGGUGGCGGAUGAGGCCGGUUUCGAAGCGGCGGAUCGGUUCCAGCUGUACCAAGCCAAGAGCGUGCUCACAUCCCGCUCGUACAAGCUCGCGGUAGCCGACGUGGCGGCCCUCAAGCGUGCACGUACCGGCUUCGCCCGCGGAGGCCGCCUUCCCCCUCGAGACGGUGAACCGGAAAGCAAAGGCAUGCCACCCGCGGGCUGCCACGAGCCCCGCUUCAAGGGGGUGUGUUUCCGUUGCGGCCUAUGGGAGGGCGUGGCGCACAAGGUCCCGCACCCGUGGUGUGAGAGGACCCAUGGGGCGGCGCCCCUUGCCACUAUGCCGGGGGGCGUAGAUGGAUGCACCGGUGGUGCGCAGCCACGGAGGAGGAAUUGGCCAGGAGUGCAAGACAAAGCAAGGACCGAGAGAAGCACAAAGAAGAAGGAGAGAGAGAGAGAGAGAGAGAGAGAGAGAGAGAGAGAGAGAGAGAGAGAGAGAGAGAGAGAGAGAGAGAGUGAGAGAGAGAGAGAGCGAGGGAGAGGGAGGGAGAGCGAGAUAGAGAGAGAGAGAGAAAGAGAGAGAGAGCGAGAGAGAGAGAGAGAGAGAGAGAGAGAGAGAGAGAGAGAGAGAGAAAGAGAGAGAACGAGGGAGGGCGAGAGAGAUAGAGAGAGAGCGAGAGAGAGUGAGAGAGAGAGAGAGAGAGAGAGCGAGAGAGAGAGAGAGAGAGGGAGACGGAGAGAGAGAGAGAGAGAGAGAGAGAGAGAGGGAGAGAGGGAGAGAGAGAGAGAGAGAGAGAGAGAGAGAGAGAGAGAGAGAGAGAGAGAGAGAGAGAGAGAGAGGAACUAUCACGACGACAUCGUGAUGAACAAGGUCGUGGGACCAAGUGACGCAAAUGCGCCGAUCUCGUUGUAA